This is a messenger RNA of Exophiala bonariae, 1302 nucleotides long. RefSeq lists its product as uncharacterized. The transcript is spliced from 4 exons. The record is from RefSeq and is a predicted model, not a curated record. Lineage: Eukaryota; Fungi; Ascomycota; Eurotiomycetes; Chaetothyriales; Herpotrichiellaceae. The coding region runs from base 1 to 1302 and encodes 433 amino acids.
AUGGCUACUAAGCCUGGCGCCUACAAGCGCCUCAUUGUGCUUUGUGAUGGAACGUGGCAGAACGUUCUCUCGGGUGAUAAAAAAUCACACCCGACCAAUGUCGCACGGUUGGCGAGGUGUAUCAGUCCUGUUGCGAGGGUGAAGGAGAAGGAUGGGACGAUUCGGGAAAUUGAGCAGAUCGUUUACUAUCAGGCUGGGGUCGGUACUGGAGCAGGUGAUCGUCUCCGUGGAGGUGCAUAUGGGAUGGGAAUCUCAUCCAAUAUUCGGUCAUCGUACGGCUUCCUCGCGCAUAACUACGAUCCAAACCCAGGUGACGAGAUUUUCUUCUUCGGAUUCUCGCGAGGUGCAUUUACUGCAAGAUCAAUUGCAGGUCUAGUGACGAAACUCGGGCUUCUCACCAAGCGAGGAAUGGAUUACUUUCCCGAAGUGUACGACGAAUUCUACAAGGACCCGGGAAGCACUCCAGAUUUCAAUUUCUCCGAAGGGUUACUCAAGAAAAUCGGAACGGAUCGAAUCGCCAAGGCCAAAUAUGCUGUAAAGCUCGUGGGAGUAUGGGACACAGUUGAGUUUCACGGCGAGGGCAUGAGUGGCGAGAAGAUCGAGUUCCACAACGCCGAACUCUCGCCCAAAAUCCAGUAUGCGUACCAUGCCCUGGCUCUGGAUGAACGUCGCACGCCAUAUGUCCCAACGCUCUGGCAGUGGCCAUCAGGAUAUGUGCCAGCCUCGGAUGGGACAGGACUUCAGGUCAUGAAGCAGGUAUGGUUCAGCGGCGUACAUUCCGACGUAGGUGGAGGCAAGUACGAUCCGAAUUGCUCAGAUGUGACACUCGCCUGGAUGAUCGCACAGUGUCACAAAGACGGGAAACUAUCGUUCACAGAUGAAGAUCCGGUGAACCCAGACGAUGCAAAUGAGUACUAUCUCCUGCCGGACCGGUUGAAGAAGAACACCAACACGAAAUGGACGAGAUUGGCAAAAGCAUCUGAACCAGACCCAUUGGACACGUUCUGGGACUCCGCAUGGGGCAAAAUCCAGUCCUGGAGCAGUCAAGAUCGCAAAGCACUAAUAUUGGACAACACUCAGGAGAAGAUCCAUCGCUCAAUUCGCGAUCGAGAUUUGAAGGCCUGGCCGUGCCCUCUUCUCGAUGGCACACAACAGAAAGGUGCUUGGGGGCUGAAGAUGCCUGGCAAAGGUGGUAAAGCCUUGCAAGAGGCCGAGCCUGACCCAGUUGCGGACGCCAUUGAAGAGAAAUACAUCAACCGAAUUCGACCGUCGCCGAGUCAGAAGGGUGCGACAAAAUUGUAG